This is a messenger RNA of Lingula anatina, 4490 nucleotides long. RefSeq lists its product as uncharacterized. Gene Ontology annotation, cellular component: membrane. The record is from RefSeq and is a predicted model, not a curated record. Gene Ontology annotation, biological process: protein ubiquitination. Lineage: Eukaryota; Metazoa; Brachiopoda; Lingulata; Lingulida; Lingulidae. Gene Ontology annotation, molecular function: ubiquitin-protein transferase activity; protein binding.
AUGCUGCUUUGUGGAGUCAAAAAAGCACAGGUCCGAUUGUUAGUAUUGACAGUAGCACUGUGUGCAACAGGCGCCGUGACCCCCCCUCCGUGUUCCUUUGAGUCUGGCAUGUUCUGCACAUGGCUGCAGGUACAUAACGACAACUUGGACUGGAAAAUUGGUCAAGGUCCCACCCCGACCACCGACACGGGGCCUGACGCCGACCAUACUUAUCAAAACGCCUCGGGACAUUAUAUCUACUUGGAAACAUCUGGGUCAAACUACGGAGAAAAAGCGAGAUUAGAGAGUGCAGUCUUCACACCGUCCACAACAACCGAGUGCAAGCUUUCAUUUUACUAUUACAUGUACGGAGAAGAUACAAACCAGCUAAAUGUAUAUAUCAUUGCGAACAGUACUGAGACCAGACUUCUACACAGAACACAGCGUGAACGAAGAUGGCUGUUAGGGGAAGUCACCUUACCUAAAGCUGGCAACAUAUCGGUCAUAAUAGAAGCGGUGGUGGGCACAGGUUAUAAAGGAGACAUUGCGGUUGAUGACAUCGUCUUUGCACCUGAAUGCACGCCUCAAGUUGAAAACGCAGCAAGAUUAUCGUACGGAUCCGAGUUAUCGUCUGGGAGAUUGGAGUUAUACUCAGGCGGGCGCUGGGGCACUGUCUGUAGCGCUGGCUGGACGCAGGCCAACACUCUAGUUAUCUGCGGGGACUUGGGGUUCAACGCAGGCACGGUGGUGACACCUGUUGACGUACCAGGAUCCGUGGCUCAGCCGUUGACGUGGUCCCCACGCUGUACUGGGACGGAAUCUUCGCUGUCUCUCUGCCCUUCAACGACAGUCGCCUGCACUAAUGCUCCAACUGACAUAUUAUGGCUGGUCUGUACAGACUACAAAAGACAGUGCCAAUAUACCGAGUUCACGUGCGACAACCAGAAAUGCAUUCCUUUACAAGAUGUCUGCGACUUCACUGACGACUGCGGAGACAAUUCAGACGAAACAAAUUGUGUCACUUACGCCGGGCGAUGUGGCUUUGAGACAGACUUCUGCAACUGGAUAAACCUUGGCAAUGAAAAGUUGAACUGGACAAGAACACGAGGAGACCUUUCUGGACAGCUGGGUCCGAGAGGGGAUCAUAGGGGAGACAUAAAUAACUAUUAUCUCAGGCUUACAGGCAACGCCAAUGACGUCGGCUCACUCGCCUUGUCGCAGAAAGUGAAUUCAACAUCAUGCACGCUGUCCUUCUACUAUUUCAAACCUGCAGCAUCAGAUCGUAUUACCGUAAGGGUUAAAACUGCGGACGCCUUGACCUACGACGUAGGGGCCGUACACACACAGAGGCGUGGUGAUUGGACAUUAGCCAGGUUCAAUCUAUUUCCGCACGGACCGGUAACCCCUAGCAGUGCCGUGUUGAUAGAUGGCGCUGUAGGCACGGGAAGUAAUGGUAUUUACCUUGAUGACGUCACGCUGUCUCGUGAUUGCACCGUAGGUGGCACGCCCUCUUGCUCAGCCAGUGACUUUAGGUGUGGUAGCGGGGAAUGUGUGUCCCAGGAUAAAGUCUGCAACUAUGAUAAAGACUGUAUUGACGACUCUGAUGAAGCACAGUGUGCUGGUUGGUCAAGAUGCGACUUCCAAACUGACCUCUGUGGCUGGGGGCACGAUGCAAGCAAGAGUCAGUUUGAGUGGACGCGGCGUGCUGGGGAAACUCGAACCACAUUAACGGGACCUAGCUACGACCAUUCAUUAAAAAAUGACCAAGGAAAGUAUAUGUAUACCGAGGCGUCAAAUCCUCGCCAAAGUGGGGAUAGGGCUGUGUUGAAAAGUGAGAUAUUCAAUACAAACGGUGUAUGCAAGAUACGCUUCUUUUACCACAUGUAUGGAAAUAACAUGGGAACAUUAAGCAUCAGCGUACAAAACAUGAACAAUCUUGCCCAGAUCGUUCAGAGGUGGAGCUUGAAUGGUGACCGGGGGGAUAGGUGGCGCUUUGCUGCCGUGGAUCUUGGGACUUUUGCAAAAUUCCGAGUUCUGCUUAUUGGCACAUUGACGGGAGCUCCCCGGAGUGACAUGGCCGUUGAUGACGUGUCUUUUUCUCCCGGAUGCACAUUAGAUCAAGGUACAGAAAUUCGACCCAAAGCAGACGUCCGUUUGCGAGGAGGCCCCGCUUCUUUUGCCGGGAGAAUAGAGAUUUUCCAUGACGGGAGGUGGGGCACCGUCUGUGACGACGGUUUCGACCAGGCUGAUGCAGAUGUAGUGUGUAGAGAACUAGGUUACGUUGGGGCGGAAUUCCCGAAAUUGGGCAGUUUCUACGGUCCUGGCAGAGGUAACGUGUGGCUGUCCACACUUCAGUGCACAGGACAGGAGCCUUCUAUCAGAGCGUGCGCCCAUUCAGGUUGGAAUGCUAGAACAUGUGAUUACACAACCCAUACAGAAGACGCGGGUGUUGUAUGUGACACCUCGGGCUCAGUGGGUAUGGUACGCUUAUCGCACGGGGAAACGACCACGACAGGACGGUUGGAAUCGCAUCAUGGCGGGAAAUGGGGUGUCGUCUGCGCAAGGUCAAACACCGUUAACGACGUUACAAACGUCGCUCGUGUCGUUUGCCGACAACUUGGACAUCUAGGAGGGACUGUCUUGGCGAGCAGAAGUGUGCCCUCUAACGGUGCUGUCCUCUCCGGGCUUUCAUGCACGGGAAAUGAAAGUGCCAUAACAGACUGCACGCACGAUCCCUGGGGAAGUCCGUCCACAACCUGCUUUGAUAGUUCUGCGAUAUGGAUUGCGUGUGAUAGAGAUAUCGUAACCCUGGAUGGUUCCCUAAGGCUAAUUGGUGGAAAUACAUCCAAUGCUGGACGCCUAGAGAUGUACUAUUAUGGGGAUUGGCGCUCCAUGUGCCGCAGCAUCUGGACAAAUCACAAGGCGACAAACGCCAAAGUUGCCUGCUCUCAGUUAGGGUUCGUUUUCGCGUCUAAAGAACUGACCACAGAGUUUGGACAGGGUGCAGCGAUUGUUCAUCUCCAAGAGCUACGUUGUACUGGUUCCGAGGACAGUAUACUUGGCUGCAGUCCAUCCCUGGGCCCAACACCGCCAUUAUCCUGUCCCCAUGUCGGAAUUGUUUGUGAAGGUCGCCAUUUUCCAAAUAGCACUCGCCUGAACGACGGACAGAGAGCAGACGGCUAUGAAGGGCUGUUGGAAGUUUUUGAACAGGGACGAUGGUACACCGCCUGCACACAGAAGUUCACCGAGAGAAUGGCGGAUGUCGUCUGCAAAGAAAGGGGUUAUACAAAGUUUCUCGGCUUCCACUAUUUCCCUGUGAUACCCUCUGCUGAUACAUUCGUCACCAAGGCAAUUUGCACGGGCAAUGAAACUCGCUUGAGCCAGUGUCCCCACCACGGCUGGAUUCGAAUGGUAGACCAUUGUGCCUCAUACAAAGGCAUUAUAUGCUACAGGCAGCCCCUGUCCCCGGAGAAAGGUACCUCGACACUAGGAGUGUCAGGCGGUUGCGGGGCUGGUGCCAGUACGUCAAGCGGGGACGGCAACUCGGGCUGGCUGCAGACGCCGCUUUACCCAAACCUGUUUUAUAACAACAAUGUGGCCUGUAUCUGGGCCAUUGUUGUGCCCGUGGGAUAUACUAUUAAUGUGCAGUUUAAAGACGGUUCGAAGACUGAAGCAUCAUAUGAUACUGUUAAGUUGUUCACAGAAGUGGAGAAUUUAGCUACCCUUAUCGAAACCCUCUCUGGGCCUCUGCCUAAUAGUCGCAUCCAUCUUGACGCUAAUGUUGCAUUAGUGGAGUUUAAGAGUGAUGCCUCAACGGGUGAAGUAGGAUUCCGGUUGGAGUAUACAGCUGUUCUACCGCCAAGUACACCGGCGUCCACUUUAUCAAAUACGUUCAGUGUUUCUAGCCGCACCACUACCGCAACUUUUCCACCCACAACAACAUCACCAGGUGAAAAAGAAGGUUCUGAGAGUGGCAAGCUGGUAGUUGCUGUAGUGGUACCGGUGGUUGUGCUGGCAGUGGCAGGAACCAUAGUAGUCGGGCUGUGGUUCUUUUUGUACAAAAAGAAAGCUGCAAACAAUAAUGGUAGGUUCAGCAGUCUGCUUAAUCUACGCGACAAUGAAGUUAGGCCAUCGUCAGCGUCCAGCACGGCUAGUCAACUAUCGGUAGCCCCGCAGGAAGUGAUGCCCCAAGCCUCACCUACAUAUAACAGUCUAACUUUAACCUCCACUGGCGACCAUAUGUACACAGGCCUGGAUGACGGUUAUGCCCGUCUUCAUAAUUCAGGUCAAGGUCAAGGACAUUACGCCACUUACCACCGGGAUGGCAAACCUCGACCGGAGUCUGCUAACUACGAUGACUUCUAUGCUCAGAUACCUCCAGCUGCUACAAAUUUUUCCAUAUUCCACCGAUCAUUCGCGUAAUGUAACCGUCUCUGAAGACAAGGAUGAAAGAAAUAGCCAUUCUGGUUCAUGGGAAAAUCACGCAUUUCAACAUGGUGGAGCCUCUGGAA